This is a messenger RNA of Leucoraja erinaceus (little skate), 8403 nucleotides long. Its product is annotated as histone-lysine N-methyltransferase SETD1B-like. Gene Ontology annotation, cellular component: Set1C/COMPASS complex. The record is from RefSeq and is a predicted model, not a curated record. NCBI's taxonomy places the organism in Eukaryota, Metazoa, Chordata, Chondrichthyes, Rajiformes, Rajidae. Gene Ontology annotation, molecular function: histone H3K4 methyltransferase activity; protein binding; RNA binding.
GAGGCGUUGAAUGUGCGGAGGGAAUGGAGGGCUAGUUAGUCUACCCGGAGCAGGCGGGUGGAUUGUGGGAUACGCACUCUGAGCAGAAGCACACAAUAUGUGUUGGCUCGUAAAAAAGGAGGCAGGGGAUCCACAAUGUAAUCUCAUCAGCGACAUGUAAUUGUUUUCCAGAUCACGCCGUUCGGUCCAAAACCCGUAGCAAUCGACGACAAUGUCUUUCAAAGAGCUGAGACCUGAAGAGAAACCGAGGCAACACGAAGAUCAUGGCAAGAAACAGAGUUCAAGUUUGAUCAAUGGGAUGGAGCACAGCCACGCAGGAGGGAGUUCAGCAGAGAAGAAAAGUCACCAUUGGCGAAGUUACAAGUUGAUUAUUGACCCGGCGCUGAAGAAGGGACAGCACAAACUCUACCGCUAUCAUGGACAACAUUUCAGUCUUCCCAAUCCCGGUGUUCCGCCGGUUGAUAUCGUCAGAGACCCUCGCCUUGGACGCAUGUGGACCAAAAGCAAAGAAAUUGAGUUGCCUGUUCCAAAAUUUAAAAUCGACGAUAAUUACGUUGGACCCGUACCCCCGAAGCAGGUAACGUUUGCAAAGCUGAACGACAACAUUCGAGAGGGAUUUCUCUUAGACAUGUGCAAGAAGUAUGGCGAGGUGGAAGAGGUGGAAAUACUCUACAACCCCAAGAAUAAAAAGCAUCUGGGAAUCGCGAAAGUGGUGUUCGCGACAGUGAAGGGAGCCAAAGAUACAGUCCAGCACCUUAACAGCACUUCCGUAAUGGGAAACAUCAUCCAUGUGGAACUCGAUACCAAAGGUGAACAUCGGAUGAGGUACUACGAGUUACUGGUCAGCGGUCAUUUCACCCCGCAGACACUUCCUGUCGGUUCCGAUGCCUUUUCUGACUCGUCUCCCAUAAUAAACAGUGAGUUUGGACAGGUCAAUGAUCUCCAGAAGCCUCGAACUGGUGAAAAUUUCCUUCCCAUGGGACCGUGUUUAACCCCCAACAGUAGCACCCCCUUUUCCCACGAUACUGCUUAUUCCAGUUGUCACCAAGACACACCGAAUUCGUACAGCCAGUAUACGCCGCAGUCAUCCCAAGGCACGCCACAUACCCCACGGAUGGGAACUCCUUACUCCCAGGAUUCCAGCUAUUCCAGUCGGCAGAGCACGCCAGCCUAUUCAUACUCGCAAGAAUGCGGGUACAAGUCUAGGAGACCGGAAUCUAAUUAUCAAGAUUCCUUCAGGAGACUGGGACACCACUACUCGCAUAACACGGGAACGUAUCGAGGUGCUGAGCUUCCGGUUAACACCUACAAGUCGGCUCGUUCAGAGAGUGGAUGCUACUCUCACAACCCUUCAGCCAGCCAGUCCGGGACAAACUAUCAGUCAGCCUUUUCUCCCUACCAGAGCGUGCACUCUGCCCAACCAGUGUUUUCCCGUACUUUGGAUCAGCACCAUGGUCAGGGGUCCAGAGACCAUGAUUACAGGAGACCUGGGUUACCGUCCGAUGCUUUCGGGCACAAUAAUACCAACAUGGACACUGCGCCCGCCAAGGAAAAAGCAGAAGAUCCGGUUCCACCUGUGGAAAGCACCGUCUCAAACGAUCAAACUCCUGCUGCCUCGACCAAAUCUCCAGAAAGGGCCGUGACUCCUGAACCCGUUACACCUGAAUCAGCAGGUAGCUCCAUUCAACUCAACAGUUUGGAUUCUCGUAUUGAGAUGCUUUUGAAAGAGCAACGGACAAAGCUUCCCUUCUUUGACCAAGAAUCGGAUAUUGACAUCAAAAUGGAGCACAGUCCCAUAUCUUCCUCUUCCUCUCAGCUUUCUCCGUUGCCACUUCCAGGGUCAAACACUCAUUUACUUCAGCAAGGUCCUACUUCGUCCUCGCGGCCAUCCAGCACUGGCCUAGAGGACGUCAGUCCGACUCCUCUUCCAGACUCCGACGACGAGGAUCCUGUUUUUGAAGCUGUUCAACAGAACCAAAGCUCACGGUCAACGUCGGAGGCCAGUAUGACACCCGUUGACCAGUCUAGUCAGAUGAGUAGGUUUUCCACAUCGUCAGACAGUAGGACUCCUGCAGUUAAAACAGAGAGCUGUGAACCCAACAAAGAUGCCGUUGAACCUGCGCCUGUUCCAGAUGCACUGGAAGAAGCCCAGCAGUCGUCGGGAGAAGACAUGGAGAUAUCAGACGAUGAAAUAAGCACGAGUCCAAUAACCAGUGCGGAGUGCUCGGAGACGAUAGUGGUCAGCUCCUCAGCUCCUGCGAUACCUAUACCGCCACCAGGAUUCCAUCCACUGCCCCCACCUCCGCAAACAGGAUUUCCAUUACCACCACCUCUUCCUCCCCCUCCACCUCCCCCUCCUCCUCCAACGCAUCCUGCCGUUUCGGUUCCACCCCCUCCGCUCCCCGCCCGGCCAGACCUGUGUCCCCCCGGGGUGCCCCCUCCUCCCCCUCCCCCGCCGCCCCCUCCCCCGCCUCCUCCACCACCACCACCCCCCAUGCUCCCGCACCUUCAUCCUUUCCCACCGAACAUGUACCCCAUGAUGUCCAUGGACCUGAUGAACUGUAUAGGCAAUCAGUGGGGGAGCGUGCAGAUGUCCUUUCAGAUGCAGACUCAGAUGCUGAGCCGUAUGAUGCAAGGCCAAGGGCCAUCUCCAUACCCGCCUUUCAUUGCUGGCGGAAUAAACAUCCAGUUUGGAAAUAUGCAGCCCUACCGCCCAUAUCUGGUGAAUUCAACUGUUGCUCCUAGCCAGCCAUGGACUCCUUUGCCAAAGUUUGAUCCCACCGUUCCACCACCCGGAUACGAGCUCAAGAAAGAGGACCCUCACAAAGCCACCAUUGACGGAGUCUUGCUGGUGGUCAUGAAGGAACUUAAGAGUAUAAUGAAGAGAGACUUGAAUCGCAAAAUGGUCGAGAUGGUGGCAUUUAGGACUUUCGAUGAAUGGUGGGAGAGGAAAGAACGCAAAGCAAAGGCUUCACAGACACCAGUAAAAUCAGCAGAUCAAAGUAAAGAUGAGGAGAGACCAAAGCCUAAGGAACCAGCGCCGACGUCAACGUGUCUGUUGGAGACCUGGCCCAAAGGAGAAGGGCUUGGCUAUGAAGGCAUGGGACUGGGGAUGGGGCUGAGAGGGGCGAUCAGAUUACCAUCCUUCAAGGUAAAGAGGAAAGAACCUCCUGAAGCUGCCUCCUCGGGUGAUCAGAAGAGAAUUAGACCCUCCACGCCCCUGGAUGAUGAUGACGAAGAGUCUGAGCGUGAUCGAGAGAUGUCGGACGUUGCCAGCCACUCUUCUGAAUUAUCUAAACGAGACCUGGAGUCGGUAACUGAGAGGCGAAAACCAGCAAAACCACUAAAGCUGGACAGCGAGGGCGAGGAGGAGGAGGAAACUUCUGGGAAAGAGGAGGAAGAAUCUUCAUCAGAGAAAGAGGAUGAAGAGGAACAGGAUGAUGAGGUUUCUGAAAAGGCGUCAUCGGAGAAGGAAGAAGAUGGUGAAGAGGCAGAGGCUGAGACCAGUGAAAAGGAGGGGCUGGACUCUGAAGAAGAUGAAGCGAUCAGCGUUGCAUCAUCAAAGGUGGAGGUUGAAUAUUCAGACGACAGUGACGAGUCCUCGGAAUAUGAGUCCAGCUCGGAAGACGAGGAGGAGGAGGAGGAUGAGAAGGAGAAGGCACCACUAUUACGGGAGACUGAGAUAGAAACGGAAGCAGCAGUGGCCACAGUGGAGGCAUCAGGCCAUGAAGCGGAGGAGGUACCUGAGCUCCUCAGUGCGAGUAUUACAGAUGAAGUUCCUCCAGAAACUGAGCCAGUGGUAAAAUCUGCUCCAUCGCCAGUUGGAGUUCCAGCAGAGGAGCCUCAUGCAGAUGGUGAACCGGAACCUGAAGUGACUGAGCUUCCGAAAGUUGACACUGCCGAUGAUGUUUGCGUUCCCAGGCCAUCCACUCCAACGGGAGCUCUCGCCACGCUGUCUGUCAUUAAAGGCAGUGUCCUGAACAAGUCCGAUGACAGUGACCCAGAACUGCGUAAUAAAAUGAAGUUCACCCUGUCGGCCACCGACGAGGAUGACGGUCUUCCACGUACGCCCGGCAGAGAAAUCACGAUCCACUUUGACUGUGAAACCUCCACGUCAUCCCUUGCAAAACCGUCUAUGUCCAUCCCAGCAGCUCCUCCAACGCCUGGCAAGCAGGAGAUACCCGUGGUCAUUAGCUCUCCAGUUCUCGAGCACGCGGUUUUGAUGAAAACGCCAUCUGAAGAUGGUCCACCAAGAACUCCUGGGCGAGAUUUUGUGGCCGACCCCAUCAAAGGUCUCACACCUUCUCUGAGCACCGACACCAUUCCGGGCAGCGAAGGGCCAUUAACAGGAAACAGUUUGACCAUGAGCUCACCUCGCAUCCCUGGCAGUCCAUUUAUGUAUCCAUCUCAGUCCCCUGGUGUAAACUCCGGAGUCCCUCGCACUCCAGGCAGAGAUUUCAACUUUGCUGCUUUCCCAGAGACAAAUACAGCCACUGUGUCUCCAUUACUAGCAUCCAAGAAAUCUUCACUGGACGAGGAAAAGGAAAAACUAAUACAUAAGGAGCCAUCCAGUACGACCCCAUUGAUAAGUGUGAAUAGUGUGCUUUCAACUCCCCUUCCUCUGCCUGUCACUUUGAUUACUCCUCCUGGUUUCCCAAUGGAAUUGGGGUUACUGCCUGACUCUGCCCUGAGUCCAUUAAUAAAAUCUGCAACUGUGCCAAAUAACAAGGAGAAAUUGGAAGAGGAAAUCAAACCGGAAGCUGAGAGAGUAUUAGUUUUGUCAGAACCAGCACCACCUUUGCCUCUUGGCAUUGUUCCCAAUGAAAAGCUACCCCACCACAAAAUCGCCUAUACAAAAGAAAAGCACGCACCUCAAGCACCAGCACCCGCUUUAGAUUCCCAGUUAAAGGAAGAACCAAUGGUAAACAUUGCCAACCAGCUCAGGCCUCCUCUGCAGGCUGGCACAGAUGAAGCUGAUACUAAAGACCUUGGUUGUACGCGUGUACACGAUCACGUUGGUCUGAAAGACCCGGCAGCUGCUAUACUAGACUCUUGGGACGAAAGUGGCGUCAAUUACACGGGAACACCAGAGGAGUGUCGAAGCAAAAAACAGCAAAAGGAAUCUGACAGACUGAUCCCGAAGGAACUGCAGACAAAGAUCAAGAUUGAAGACGAGGAUGACGAAGAUGAGGAAUAUGAAGUCAAACAAAAGGCUAAAUUUAAAGAACAAUGGACUCGAAGGCAUAGGAAAAAAUAUGAUGAGUGGUAUGAUGAUCUUCCAUCAUCUGACUCGUCUCCACCUCGGUCGCUGUUUAAACCCCGCUCUGAAUUCGAGGAGAUGACCAUUUUGUAUGACAUUUGGAAUGAAGGAAUGGACGAGGAAGAUAUUAAAUUCAUGAAAAUUACGUAUGAUAGAAUGCUUCUGCAGGACAAUUGCAUGGACUGUCUGAAUGACACACUUUGGGUCCAUCAUCCUUAUACCAAUACCUACACUGUUAAGAAGAAGAAAAAAGAGGAUGGAAUGAGGGAGCACGUUACUGGCUGUGCCCGCAGUGAAGGUUACUACAAAAUCAGUAAGAAGGACAAAGCAAAAUACCUCAACAUCAGCGGCGCGUUGGCUGAUGAGCCACCAGCUGACACACAGGGAAUGAGUAUUCCAGCCCAACCUCAUGCUUCCACACGAGCAGGCUCAGAGAGACGGUCGGAGCAGCGCAGACUCCUGUCAUCCUUCAUGGGAGGGUUACCCGCAGACAGCGAUCUCCUUAAAUUUAACCAGCUGAAGUUCCGUCGGAAGAAGCUGAGGUUCUCUAAAAGUCAUAUCCACGAAUGGGGACUUUUCGCGAUGGAGCCUAUUGCAGCGGAUGAGAUGGUCAUUGAAUAUGUUGGACAAAACAUCCGACAGGUUAUUGCCGACAUGCGAGAAAAGCGAUAUGAAGAUGAGGGAAUUGGAAGUAGCUAUAUGUUCAGGGUAGAUCAUGAUUCCAUUAUAGAUGCCACAAAGUGUGGAAAUUUCGCCAGAUUUAUCAACCAUAGUUGCAAUCCUAAUUGCUACGCAAAAGUCAUCACAGUGGAAUCGCAGAAGAAGAUAGUGAUUUAUUCCAAGCAGCAAAUAAAUGUGAACGAGGAGAUCACGUACGACUACAAAUUCCCCAUUGAAGAUGUGAAAAUUCCAUGUCUCUGUGGUGCAGAACACUGUAGAGGAACCCUCAAUUGAAAGGGUCAGGAUGAAGAUGCUCUAUUGAGAGCAGUAACCUAGAUAUGGUUGCACUUGCCAAACCAACAAUCGCACUUCUGCUGAACCUAAGGCUAAAUGCACAAAAAGUGUUGGGACUGCAUUUAGGAUUCGGGUGCUCUUCCUCUGGAAAGAAAGGUGUUUACCACUUUGUGUCACAGUUAACUAGUAUAAUACUAGUUCCUCUUCCCCAUGUCCAUGCAGAGGACCCCACUCUUCCUUCGGCCUGAAUGAAUGCUGCUACUUUUUCUUUUAAAUUCUUUUCUUUACAUUAAACUAAACAGAAAAUGGGAAGAAGUGGCCAUUGAAUACUUGAAAAGGUUUAUGGUUUGCAGCUCAAAUUACAUUUCUACGAAGGUAAUUAAAGUAGUUGAAGAGAAUUUGUGGCCUCAACAGUAGCAUCACGUGCAUCUAGUCGUUGGUGCUUUUACUUUGAAAUGCUUUAUUUCCCUUUUCUCUACAAGUUUUGAUUAUAACAAUUUUUGCAAAUUGUAGAUACGCUGGCUUAGCAUUUUUUUUUGUGCUAAUGCACUAGGGUUUGGCCUAUGAAGGCUUUGUGCACUAUUCGCUUUUAGACUUGCACGUGACUUUUGGUAUUCACUUUCUCUGUACAAAAUUCCAGGGGGGGUUUUGUGCUGUAGUGGGUAUCCCUAACCAGGAGACUGUUCCUCCUGCUGUUUAUAUUGUACAAAGUAAUUUCUAUCUACAAGAAGAAAAACAUUUAAAAAAAACUUUCUAACCUCUGACAGAAUUUUCACAACAAAUUUCAUUUAUAAUUUUUUUGUGAAGUUUUCAGGGAUCAUUUCGAACAUGUAAACAUUUUAAAGGCAAACAACAAAAAAAACUUUUUGAGAUCAAUUUGCAUCUUGUACAUAGUGCACCCAGAUUUCUCCUCUCUGAGCAUUGUUUCUUGUAGAAACAUAUCCUUUCAAAUAAAAAUUUUGCUGGUUCCUUUGUACUUCAAAAGCUUGUAAAUAAUUUAUUAAGAAAGUGAAUAUUGUAAUUUGAGUUGUUAAAAUACAGCUCUAACUAGAGGAGGCAAAUUAAAAAAAAAUGUUUAACAAUGAGCUGGUAGCAAAUUUUUCAGCUUGUGUCAAGCUUUAGUAUCAUGUAAAUUCUGUGUAAAUAUUACCUCUAUCAAUUACCUAGAUUUAUUGGAAGCAUUAAGGAAUACAGUGAAAAUGUUAAAAAAAGGUCAGGCUUUUUCAUCUCUGAUACCUACUGUGCAGAUUGUAUUUAUUGGAGGAAGAAAGGAGUGUACAGAAAUUAGGAAAAAUGGCAUCUCUUGUAUGUGUGUCAGCCAAACAUAAACUGGAUAUCAAACAUUUUUUUUCCCUCAAUAUCCAUUAUAAUAUUUUCUCAAACACUGUAAGGGACAUGGUACCUAAUAAAGGGUUAAUAUUUUAAAAAACUAGCUCAUUUGCUUGUUUUUUUCCUAAAAUUGUAUAUUAUUUUAACCCUUUCACUCAUGGAUACCAGGUUACCAGAUUUCAUUCAGUUGCUUUCUUGAUAGUAUAUCUUCAUUAAUCAAUAUAUGUAGAGUAGCUCUCUGAUCAUCACUAUUUAAUCAUUCAAGCAUAAAUAAGUUAUAAUUUCUGAUUGAGAUCAUUACCAGCAAAAAUAAAUAUAUAUUUAUUCGUAAAGCUAUGAUGUUUCUGUCGCCCUCCUAUCACUUUUUAUCUGUCUUUAGCACUUGACCUCAUGCAAUUUGUUUUUACUUUGCUGGGAGCAAGCUGCCUAGUAACUGGGACGAGGUGUGUGAAAGGGUUGAAUCUGCAAGGAUUGUUUUCCUCUCCCGGGAAGUAAGGGUAGGGGAAUCCUAGUGAAUUUCAGAAGGGUCUAUGUGUGCAAAGGUUUGAAAAAAAAAACAAGAAAUAUACUUGUUAGGUCUAGGGUUUUGUUUUAUUAUACAGUUUCUGCUUUGGUGAUGUAAGGAUUACUUUUGUGCUUGCAACUUUCCAGGUGGAAUCAACUGAAUUUGAGUGUUUUGUUUUGUGCAAAUAGAAACUGCGUUAAGUGUUUCAUUUUGAUGAAAGUGAAACUGUUCUGUGGUUGUGUUUUACUUGUAAAUAUUUCUUCAUAUUUUUGUGAAUUCAUUACUAUGUAACAAUGUAUGAUAGUACCUUUUAUAAAGCAAUCCAUAAAUAUACUGACCUUUUCUUACAGAUAAA